Messenger RNA from Capsicum annuum, 786 nucleotides. RefSeq names its product thioredoxin H2. NCBI's taxonomy places the organism in Eukaryota, Viridiplantae, Streptophyta, Magnoliopsida, Solanales, Solanaceae. Gene Ontology annotation, molecular function: protein-disulfide reductase activity. The record is from RefSeq and is a predicted model, not a curated record. The coding region runs from base 210 to 617 and encodes 135 amino acids. The transcript is spliced from 3 exons.
GGUAGACAUAAUUGAGAACAUAUUCUGAACUAGUUUAACUUGUUUUUACAUUUGCAAGAAGCAAAAAAGUUUAUACACCAGCAACCAAUAUAAAAAGGGUCCAAGCAAAACUCUGAGUUCCAACAUCAAGCCAAAAGAAAAUCUAUCAAACACUAGAAGCUGAACAGCAAAAAUCUAUUACUCCACAAAACUGAAAAAUAGUAUAGAAUAUGGGUGCUAACUACUCAGCUGCCUUGCAUGAAGCUCAUAAUAUGCCUAUCACACCACAAUUCAAGAGGUCUCAAGUCAUUGCUUUCCAUUCUUCAACUAAAUGGAAGCUCCAUUUUGAUUCUUUGAAAGAUACAAACAGACUGGUUGUAAUUGACUUCACAGCUACAUGGUGUGGUCCUUGCAAAUACAUGGAUCCAGUUCUUAAUGACUUUGCUGCUAAAUAUACAGAUGUUGAGUUUGUCAAGAUUGAUGUUGAUGAAUUGGCUGACGUAGCUCAGGAAUAUGAGGUUCAGGCAAUGCCAACGUUCGUUCUGAUAAAGAAGGGGAAGGUGGUUGACAAGAUUGUUGGAGCAGAUAAAGAUGGGCUAAAGAUGAAAAUUGAGAAACACAGAGCUGUGUUCAUCUAAGCAAAUUAAACCAAAGUGUGCAACAAACAGAGGAUUAAUGUUGAUAAUUUCUCUGUAGAAUAAAACAUUUUAUCUUUAUCACAUUUUGAUUUAAGGAGGCUGAUUAAAGCACUGAUGUUUGUAUUAUAUUGGUUUUAACAAGUAAAUGUAUUUCUGAGUUUUGCCUUCA